This is a messenger RNA of Cucumis sativus (cucumber), 2784 nucleotides long. Its product is annotated as TBC1 domain family member 8B. Bases 177 to 2540 code for a protein of 787 amino acids. The record is from RefSeq and is a predicted model, not a curated record. Lineage: Eukaryota; Viridiplantae; Streptophyta; Magnoliopsida; Cucurbitales; Cucurbitaceae. The transcript is spliced from 21 exons.
CCGUUCAUUUAUUCCAUCUUCGCGCCACGAAAAUUUCCAGAAGAGAGAGAGAGAGAGAGAAAGAGAAGGAGAGACCGAAGAAAACGAUCUGUUAGCGAAGAUCAAGUUUUCAUUUGAGGAUCCUCCAUUUUCGUUGAGAAAAUCCCCAAAUCUCGCAGACCUUCUCCCACCCGCUAAUGGCGGAGAGGAGCAUUAUGCUCCACAUUCUCGAGCCUAGAAGGGAUGCCUAUGGAUUUGCUCUGAGACCUCAACACACGCAUAGAUAUAGAGAGUAUGCUAACAUUUACAAGGAAGAAGAAGAGGAAAGGUGCUAUAAGUGGAAGAACUUUCUUGAUCAAGUAGCUACAUCAUUUCAAGUGUGUCCUCUUGAGGAGGCAAAUACAAAUAUACUGCAGGCUGAAACUAGCGAGCAUAAAGAAGAAAUCAGAUCGAGGAGGAGUAGCACAGGGGAUGACUCAACUGGCUCAAACUCUGAAUCUGUUGACACAACGGAUAGUAGUCCUACAAAACUAUUAGAGUACCCAAUUGAAAUACAAAAACGUGUUGUCGAGACUUGGUGUCAAAUUAGGCCAUCUCUAAAUGCCAUUGAGAUUAUGAUGAGCUCUCGUGUUAAAAAGAAGAUUAUGAAAGAUGAAAAGACAAUUAAUGGUGGAGAUCAUCUUCCACCACUCGAGGAGGCAGAAACUUUGGAUGGAACAUCUGUGGCAAAUUCUGAAGAGGAUGAAGCUUGCAUUAGUGGAUCACUUACUCGUAGUACAUCUGCUACUGGGGCAGAAAGUAGGAUGGGUGAAUGCAUGUCUAACAGUGUGAAGCCCUCCAAGAGGGAUGGCGUUGUGGCCGAACGAGUUUCACAUGAUCAGUUGUUUACAUGGCAAGAAGAAUUAGAAUGCCUUGUUCGUGGGGGGUUGCCAAAAGAUCUGAGGGGAGAGGUGUGGCAAGCCUUUGUAGGUGUAAAGACCCGUCGAAUUGAGAAAUAUUACCAAGAUUUGUUGGAUCAAGAAACUAAUUGUAGUGCAGAUAAUGAGAACAAUAUUCCAUCUGGUGUACCGAUAAAAUUGAAAAAGCAGAUUGAGAAGGAUAUACCACGAACAUUUCCUGGUCAUCCUGCCCUGGAUGAGAAUGGUAGAGACUCCUUGAGGCGUUUACUUUUAGCAUAUGCUCUGCACAAUCCUUCUGUUGGUUACUGUCAGGCAAUGAAUUUCUUUGCAGGCUUGUUGCUACUCCUGAUGCCUGAGGAGAAUGCCUUUUGGACUUUGGUUGGAAUAAUAGAUGACUAUUUUGAUGGAUAUUACACCGAGGAAAUGAUAGAAUCACAGGUGGAUCAGCUUGUUUUUGAGGAAUUGAUGCGUGAAAGAUUUCCUAAAUUGGUUAAACAUUUGGAUUACUUGGGAGUGCAAGUGGCAUGGUUCUCAGGUCCUUGGUUCCUUUCCAUAUUUGUGAAUAUGCUUCCGUGGGAGAGUGUACUCCGAGUUUGGGAUGUGCUUCUGUUUGAAGGCAACAGGGUCAUGCUGUUUCGGACAGCACUUGCACUGAUGGAAUUAUAUGGUCCUGCACUAGUUACUACAAAAGAUGCAGGGGACGCCAUCACUCUGUUACAAUCCCUUGCUGGUUCCACAUUUGAUAGUAGCCAGCUUGUUUUAACAGCUUGCAUGGGCUUUCUGACUGUAACUGAAGUAAGACUAGUAGAGUUGAGAGAAAAGCUCCGGCCAUCUGUGCUAGCUGUAAUUGAAGAAAGAACAAAGAAGGGUCGGGUUUGGAAGGAUUCCAAAGGGCUAGCUUCCAAGCUUUAUAGCUUCAAGCAUGAUCCUGGAUCACCUGCAGAGAAGAAAAAGAAAGCUGCAGGAGCUGAUGCAGGACCCUGUACCCCUAAUCUUGAUGACUUCCUUAGUGGAUUAGCCGGUGAUUCAGAAACAGAGUCGCUCCCAGACCUUCAAGAACAAGAUUUAUAUUUAUCUGGAGGUUCUGCUUCAAGUUUCUAUGUUACUGUAGUAUGGUUGAAGGUUGAGUUGUGCAGGUUGCUGGAGGAGAAAAGAUCUGCGGUUCUGAGAGCUGAGGAGCUAGAAACGGCACUCAUGGAAAUGGUCACCCAAGAUAAUCGACGUCUAUUAAGUGCCAGGGUUGAACAACUGGAGAUAGAGGUUGCUGAGCUAAAGAAAACUCUAGCAGAGAAGAAAGAACAAGAAGUUGCAAUGCUUCAGUUGUUGAUGCGUGUUGAACAAGAGCAAAGAGUAACCGAGGAAGCUAGAAUAAAUGCUGAGCAAGACGUAGCAGCUCAGAAAUAUGCUGUUCAUAUGCUUCAGGAUAAAUAUGAGAAAGCAAUGGCUUCACUUGCUGAGAUGGAGAAGAGGGUGGUGAUGGCCGAAUCCAUGUUGGAAGCUACAUUACAAUAUGAAUCUGGUCAAGUUAAAGCAACGUCAUCUCCUCGGUCACGUAAUCAAGGAUCAGCACAGGAAAAUCAAAGAAAGAUUAGUUUGCUGCCAUUUGCAUUGGGCUGGCGAGAUCGAAACAAGGGUAAAUCGACCGAGGAACCUUCUGAAUAGAAGAUGAUGAACAGCAAUUAAAGCUUGAAUUUCUGUUCUCAAAUGGGUCGACGGACAUAGCCUAGAGGAUCUUUCUUUUUUAUUUCUUCACAUUGAGAAGAAGGGAAAGGUUUUUUUCUUUCUUUAGGUGAAGAACCAAAUUUCAGAGUGAAGUUCAACAACACACAAUGAGGCGUUCAGGAAAACCCAGUAAAAGAAUAUUGGAUUCAAAUUCAACCUUAAAAAUCCCAUUAACCUCCGUCAA